Messenger RNA from Paralichthys olivaceus (Japanese flounder), 5179 nucleotides. The record is from RefSeq and is a predicted model, not a curated record. NCBI's taxonomy places the organism in Eukaryota, Metazoa, Chordata, Actinopteri, Pleuronectiformes, Paralichthyidae.
GCAGGUGGCGCUGGGGGUCCGUGGAUGUCAGCGGUGCUGCGUGUGGAGGAAGCCGCCUGUCGGUGCUGUUUCUGGGGCCUGAGGCUCAGAGGAGCGGGGCCGUCCUCCUCCAUGACUCUGGACAGUCGAUGAAAAAAUCCACCGAGCGGCCAAAGGGCUGGUGAUGCACGACAGCACCGAGCACACUGCGCUCUUCCCCGGCGUGAAACACCCAGGAACGCUGCGGCUGCCGGACAUGGAGCGGGACCUCCUUCAUGGAAUAAACCGUGUGUGCGCUCAUGUGUCCGGACACGAUGCGGGCUGUGGACCGGAGCGGCGCCGGAGCCGCGGUUGUUCUCUGCCUUUUGGGAUACCUCGCCUCCGAAGCUGCAGCCAAAACACUACCGGAGGACACGGCCACGGAAGAAGUGACUCUGAAAGUUCACCUGAGCGAUGCCAGCACUCACCAGCCCCUGGGAGGAGCCACCAUUCAGCUCUUCGCCAACCACACGUCUGUAACCACGGAAACCUCAUCAGCUGAUGGCAACACCUACCUGCGCUUCCCCUAUCGCCUUGGGACACCACUCGUCGUCACUGCAACUAAACAGGGAUAUGUGCCAAACUCUGUGCCCUGGACUCCCUCUAGAUUACCUGUGUUUUCCUCCAUCAGCCUGGACCUGCUCCCAGAAAGAGCUGCUACUCUGAUGGUGUAUGAAGAUGUGGUGGAAAUUGUGUCAGGCCUACAAGGUUUUAGACGUCAGCCUAAUGUUCAUUUCCAGCGCAGAGCUCUGAGCCUUCCUGCCAACACUUCCUAUGCCAACCUGACGGCUCUGCUCACCGUGGCCAGCUCCCCACCACACAUCCAGCACUUCCCCCACCUGCAGGUCCUCAGCGGCAAUGGCACAGGAGCUGAGAAGAACAUUGAGUUGACUCCCGUAGCAGCCAUCUCUGUUCAUCUACUGGCCAGCGACGGUGUGGAGCUGCAAGUGAACGAGCCAAUCACCGUGUCUGUGCCCCUGCCGGCUGACAGCGGCCUGAAGGAAAAUGAUCACAUCCCUGCUUGGAGAUUUGACCCCCGCUUGGGUGCCUGGAUAAAGAGCAGCUGGGGUCAUGUGCAGAAGGAGGGCAACCAGCUCAGUCUGACCUACAUUGCUCCUCAGCUAGGAUAUUGGGUGGCCGCCAUGUCACCACUGCACUCAGAUCCAGUGGUUGCGAAGGAUAUCAGCACAUACCACACUGUGUUUCUAUUGGCCAUACUGGGAGGCAUGGCUCUCAUUCUGCUUUGCCUGCUGUGCCUUCUGUUGUACUACUGCAGGCGUCGUUGUUUGAAGCCUCGAGGGUCUCGCCGCAAGUUCACAAUGUCCUCCGGUCUGGACAGUAGUAAGAGGGACCAAGCCACCUCCAUGUCCCACCUCAACCUCAUCAGCAAUGAGGUGCAGCUGGAACUUGUUUCUACAGCAACUGAGCCUGACAUGACCACACCGAUGCUGAAGCCUUUCUCAUAUGAGCAUCAAGACAAUCAGCGUCAGCACAGCUUAAUCCAUCACAGCAAACACAGCCGCUCCUCUCUCGGCAACAGCCACCAUGGCUCAUCUCUUGGCAACCUGACGCCUCGCAGCAGAGACUACCGGCAGUCUGUGGAGACGUUCCAAUUAAAGGCCGGACUUUCAUCUGGGACAGACCGGGGCUACCGCCAAUCAUACACCUCCGUCUGCUCGUCCAGCAACCCAAUUUCAGAUGCAUUGUCGUCAGCCAUUCAUGGUCAGGUGUCAGCUAACCAGCUGAGCAAUGUUGGGAUUGUUGAUUGUAUCUCCCCUUGCUCUCCUCCCCACUCCCCCAUUAGAGGGGAGGGAGUUGAGUGCAGGGCUCCUGACUACCUUCUGUCCCGGUCUGUGGACCACCUGGAGCGCCCAAGCCCCCCGUUGCUAUCCCGUCCAGGUCAGCUGCUCUGCUGUGGAUCUGUGGACCUCCUGAGUGGGGGAGAAGGAUACCCAAGGGUGCGCCCCACACUGGUGAUCCCAGCACACUACAUGCGCCUUCCUGGGGAGCACCCACUAUCCGGUCAGGCCCUCUUGUUGCAGACUGACCAACAGAGUGACCUGGAGACCAUCCAGGCCGAGCUCAAUGCCUCACAUUCCCAGCAGCCCCUGGGACAAACCCGCACAGACUGCUUGCCAGGUCCCACCAAGCAGGGCGACCGAGAGGGGCGUGGCCUGCCUGAGUCUCUGUCUAUUCCAGGAGCUCUCGGCGAAACAGCUUUAGUGGAAAUAAACAGUGAGGACACCUUGUUGGCUGAAAAGACUUUGAUGGAGCUCAGAGGAGGAAAACCUCUCCCUCACCCACGAGCCUGGUUUGUCUCACUGGAUGGACGCUCCAACGCUCACAUUCGCCACUCCUACAUCGACCUCCAGCGGGCGGGGUGCCAAAACAACAUGCCAGUGUCAGGAGGUCAGCAAGGUGGGAGGCAUGGCAACGGCAAUGAUGCCAGUCUGGACUCUGGCGUGGACCUGAACGAGCCGAGAGUGGGUCGCAGGGGGAGAGAUGCAGAGCGGAAGGAAAGAAGGAUUGAGAGAGACAGGUCGAAGAGCACAACACCAGCCAUGACCUACACUCAGCUGGUGUAUGUGGAUGAUCUGGAUCGAGGAGGCAGCGAGGAGGAGACAUCCAGUUGCAGCCCUCAGGACAUCAAAACAGGACAUGUCCUGUCAGACAAAGCAGUGGGUCAAAGAGAAGAAAUGGGGCAGGGGGAUGUGGAGGGGAAAGGAGUACAGGCGGUACAAAUACAAGAGCAACCCCCAUCACUUUCCUCUUCUUCUCCUGCUUCUCCUCCUCCUCUGCCGACACCAGAGGGAGAGACUUUCCAGUCUGAACACACGCUGAUGUCAGUAUCUCCAGAUGAUGAUGCAGUGCAGGAGGAUGGUGAGGAGAAGAAGAGUCCAUGGCAGAAGAGAGAGGAGCGACCCCUGCUGGCCUUCAACCUGAAAUGAUCCACAGAUGGCCCCUUAAAGGAUAGGUUCACAUGUUUUUAAAAUUUUAAAAUACCCAGAAUGCCCAUAUUGAAAGUUUUUUUGGUUGUUCCUACUUUCCAUUUAGGCCCUGAAGAAAUCAUCAUUUUCAAUGGCAAACCACAUUCCUUGUUCUUUCUGAUCCAGAAAUUCAGUUCUUUAUUAUUCUCAAUAGGAAACAGAUGGGUUAAAGUUUAAUAAUUUAAAAAACUAAUUACAAAAGGCAAAAGUCCAAUAAACUAAUUUGCAAGGAACCUAAACUCAGGCCAUACUCAAACCAUGAGGAAUAUCACUUUAAAUUUGAGAUUUAAAAAAAAGUGAACCUAUCCUUAGAUCACGACCUCCCCCUCUGCCGGGACUACAACAUGAAGGAUAUGACCAUUUAAAAUGAAACUCUUUGUUCUUUUUUGCUAGCACUGAGGAGUAUUUCAGCACUGGGAUCCCCUCUGGUCCUUAACGUGAGGGGGAGAUUCCGAUCCUUCAUGAACUUCCAUCUUCCCUUCAGGAAGUGACCACUGUCCACUUUGUCAUUCUCACGACACACUACAUAGACAGUCCACUCUUCAAGCGUGAUGUACACACAGCCUGAGGAAGGCAAAUAGACUUUGAUGGCAAGAAAUGAGAAUAUUUUAUGCACAACAAAAUAUGCCUUUUUUAUAAAUAGACUUGUGAGUGUAAAUGAACUGUAGAAACAGAUGAUGGGUGUUUGUUUUUUUCUUGAGCCAUAUUGGCCUCAGUCCACUGGCAAAACCUGGGAACACACUACCCUCAUUGAAAGAAAGAUUAUAGCCCAUAUUUAGAAAUCAUUCAGACUGAUUUUUAGAAUUAUGGAGCAGCUUUUCACAGUUGGUUUGGAAAUUAACUCUUUUUGAUGUUUUCCUGGUUUUAGUGCGAGCAGCUGCUGUUGGAUGCACCUGCACAAUGAUCAGCCCUGAUGUGAACAUGUAAAUCCUGUACUUUGAAUAGUUUUGAAUAUGUUGCUAGAAUUGAAUCUAGUUAAAGAACGCUGUACGGUUGUUUACAUGAACUCCACAGGGGGAUGAAGUUUUUGAACUGAAGAAAUGAAACCACUAUCCGCUUCUACAGCGUAAUCAGAUAAUGUGACACACCACUACGCUGGUGGAUGAGGAUCUAAGACCACUACGGAACUGUAGCUCUACCCAGAGUAAUUGUGAGGUGCAUUAAUAUGAAGGUUUUUUUUGUAUUUGGUGAACCACUGACUGGCAUAUUGUUUUUGUUCUGAUGGCUAUGCAUCACUUUUAUACGUCUUCUUGAGAUGCCUUUUUUGUCAUUUUAAUCACUAUGGUUUUAGUUGCCAACAUGAAGUAUUUUACCAAAAAUAGGCUCUUUAUUUUGUUUUAUCUUCAAAUAUUUUAAGGGCUUUUCUUCUUCACCUGCCUUAUUGUUAGUUACAAAAACAAACACACACACUAGUACAUACCUGUUACCUGAAACCAAACUGUUUUUCGCUUAAUUUCCCCUUCAUGUCUAUCAUUUCCUAAUGUUCCAAGUGCCUUUUGAACAACCUUAUUCAACCUUAUUCAUUUCUCACCUUUUUUUGCCUUCAGCUUUCCUCCACUACCUCAGCCCUCCCUUUCUCUCCCUCUUGUGAAAGAAAGCAUGCAGUAAAACUUUCCUCCGCACUACAAGCUACACUGCAGACAUCUCAGUAAAAUGUCUACCAGCUGCUGCAACAGUAAAAAUCCUCUACAGCAAUCAACAAGGCAGCGAUUUCUCUUUUUCAGUGUAGCACAAGAUACAUAAAGCUAAGUGUGACUGUAUGUAAAGCUAAUCUUCAGGUCAUUUCAAUGCAUUUUCCUUAUUUUUAUGUUUCUGGAGGGAGUGAAUGUUUGUCUCAAAUGUUUUAUGUGCACCUGUGUGUUGGUGGUAGUGUCCAUCUGCGAUGCUGCCGGCUGUGAGUUUGUGUUGUCGGACUGCGUGUUCAUGUGAGAGUGCUGACAAAUAAUCAACAGACAUCCACUCAAGAAUCAUACAGUCAUAACAAUCAGAGAGUGUAUAGUUCUUUCCUUUUCUCUACCCGUUCAAAAUGUUGCUUGAAUCGAUGUUGUGAACGACCUCUUCUGUCCCACGGCAACCUCCGCUCCGAGGGUACAGUUGGAGUAGAGCAAUCCUGUGUGUGUAAAUCAGUUGCUUGCAUUAUAUUUGAAGCCUAUUAUUCUGAAUAAACAGCCAAA